Molecule: messenger RNA, 687 nt
Organism: Yamadazyma jaroonii
Lineage: Eukaryota; Fungi; Ascomycota; Pichiomycetes; Serinales; Debaryomycetaceae
Source: the annotation of a GenBank genome assembly
AUGAAAUCUGCUUUAGUAGUGGUUGAUUUACAAGAGGACUUUCUUCCUUCCGAUGGUUCUUUGGCUGUGAAGGAAGGUAGGGAUAUAAUAUCACCUAUUUGUGAUUUGUUGGAUCUUUCAAAAUACAAUUGGUCAACAAUUAUAGCCACUCAAGAUUGGCACCCUCAUGAUCAUAUCUCAUUUGCUUCACAACAUGGAGUACCACCAUUUACAGAGAUCGAGUUCAAACAUCCCUUGGGUCAUAAACAAGAUGGUGAAACUAUUACAUUUACCACACCUGUGUGGCCGGAUCAUUGUGUACAGAAUACCUUUGGUUCAUCUAUUGAUGCUCUGUUCAUUGCCAAAUUCAAUCAAUUGGAUGACCAGAUCCCCAAAUCCAUUAUCAGAAAAGGUUAUUUGAAAGACAGAGAAUAUUAUUCAUGCUUCAAAGAUAUCUGGAAGUUACACAAAACCGAAAUUGAAGAUGAAUUGACCAAAUUGGGAGUCACAGAUGUAGUUUUCGUGGGAAUUGCUUAUGAUUUCUGUGUAAUGCAUUCUGCCAUCGAUUGUAAGAAUGCUGGAUUCAACUCUUAUGUGGUGAAGUCCUUGUGUAAGAGUGUAGUUCCCGAAAAUGACGACAAGACUGAUCUCUCUUACACUGAGAAGGGAGUAAAAGUCCUUCAGUCUGUUGAUGAGUAUAAGUUCUAG